Messenger RNA from Lepisosteus oculatus (spotted gar), 3148 nucleotides. It is a transcript of the gene znf143b, whose product is annotated as zinc finger protein 143b. Gene Ontology annotation, molecular function: DNA-binding transcription factor activity, RNA polymerase II-specific; RNA polymerase II cis-regulatory region sequence-specific DNA binding. Gene Ontology annotation, cellular component: nucleus. The record is from RefSeq and is a predicted model, not a curated record. NCBI's taxonomy places the organism in Eukaryota, Metazoa, Chordata, Actinopteri, Semionotiformes, Lepisosteidae. Gene Ontology annotation, biological process: regulation of transcription by RNA polymerase II.
AAGAAAUAAACAUUGCCCGUGUAGGAUUUAAAAAAUAAAUAUUAAAUGUAUAAAGAAUUUACAAAUACUAGAACUAGAAGAGCAAUUGCCCGUGUAGGAUUUCAGUUCUUGGAUGCGUGCACUUGUGACGUUUUUUCUUUCCGGUCGAGUUCACUUAUACGCUGAACUCGGCUAAAUUUGCUGCAGACUUCCGUACGUCUAGGGCCAUAAACUCAGCCUGUUUGCCAAUAUACAUCAGAGGAAGGGGAAAUGCUAGAAUAUUUCUACACGUGGAGGUCAACGGAGGUGAGAUAGACUGUGAACAACAUUAAUUCACCCCCGCAGCAACACAGCAUAACAUACAUUUCUGUUUUCAGCUGCGAGGCCAACCCCGCCAUGUUUCCCUAAGCGUUUCAUCAAGCGUCUGCCAAAACUAAGCGUACCAGAAUGGCUUCCAGUCGUCUUCACCCCUCAAUCUGUAUGACGGGGGGGUGGGGCGUCCGCGAAUAAUGAUUGAUGGGACCACGGGCCAAACACGGGGCGGGUGGCUGGAAGUGAGCGUUCCGCUGACCAAUCAGCGUCCUUACCCUGGGUUGGGCCAGCCCACGUUUAGCCCAUCCCCCGUGUCUUUUGUUUCCAUUCAGAUGCCGGGGCUCGGCGGACGCAGGCGCUACUGUAGUCCGUUUCCUGCCCUGAUGCAUGGUGGUCGGACGAAGGAAUUGUUGGAAAAUUUUCGAGGACUAUCAUGCUGUUGGCUCAGAUUAACCGAGACUCGCAGGGCAUGGCGGAGUUCCAGGGCGGAGCAGGAGAUGCCCAACACGUCACCCUCUGCCUGGCUGAGGCAGUUGCUGUUGCAGAUGGUGACCAGUUGGAAAACAUGGACACUGUGAGUUUACAAGCUGUGACUCUUGUGGAUGGCUCUACUGCAUAUAUACAGCACAACCCCAAAGUUUCUCUUUCAGAUGGAAAGCUCAUGGAUGGCCAGGUGAUUCAGCUGGAAGAUGGCUCUGCAGCAUAUGUCCAGCACGUAUCUGUGCCAAAAACAGGAUCAAAUUCCUCAUAUUUCUUAGGAGGAGAAAGUCUGCGACUUGAAGAUGGUCAGGCUGUCCAACUGGAAGAUGGAACAACGGCCUACAUUCACCAUGCUCCAAAGGAAACAUACGACCAGAGCACACUGCAGGCUGUGCAGUUAGAAGAUGGCACCACAGCAUACAUCCAGCACACAGUACAGGUGCCACAGUCGGACACUAUAUUGGCCAUCCAGGCUGAUGGUACCGUGUCCGAUAUCCACACAGAGGGCACCAUAGACCCUGAAACCAUCAGCGUGCUAGAGCAGUACACAACUAAGGUGGAAAGCUCUGACUGUGUAACCAGCACGGGGCUGAUCAGCAGAAGUGAGAGCGAUGCCAGCAUGCCGAUGCAGAUUGUUCUACAGAGUGCCCCAGUGAACCGCAAUGGGACAAAGCCCCAGCAGACUGGAGAGAAGUCAUUCCGCUGUGACUAUGAGGGCUGUGGGAAACUCUACACUACAGCCCACCAUCUGAAGGUACAUGAGCGAUCCCACACAGGCGACAGACCCUACCAGUGUGAUCACCUGGGCUGUGGGAAGGCGUUCGCCACAGGCUAUGGGUUAAAGAGUCAUAUCCGGACCCAUACAGGGGAGAAACCAUACAGGUGCCAGGAGAUGAACUGUAACAAGUCAUUCAAGACAUCGGGGGACCUGCAGAAGCACAUCAGAACUCACACAGGAGAAAGGCCAUUCAAAUGUCCUUUCGAAGGCUGUGGCCGAUCCUUCACAACAUCCAAUAUCCGCAAGGUUCACAUCCGCACCCACACUGGAGAGAGGCCCUAUUACUGCUCCGAGCCGGGCUGUGGGAGAGCUUUCGCCAGCGCCACCAACUACAAGAACCACAUGAGGAUCCAUACAGGGGAGAAGCCCUACGUGUGCACUGUGCCCGGCUGUGACAAGCGCUUCACAGAAUACUCCAGUCUGUACAAGCACCACGUGGUCCACACGCCAUCCAAACCCUACAACUGCAACCACUGCGGGAAGACCUACAAGCAGAUCUCCACACUGGCCAUGCACAAGCGCACAGCGCACAACGACACAGAGCCCAUCGAGGAGGAGCAGGAGGCCUACUUUGAGCCCCCGGCAGGGCCUAUUGAAGAUGUGAUCAAGUCACAGGUAACCUAUGUGCCAGGGAUCGAAGGAGAGGAUGCGGGGACAGCACAAGUUACUUCUGGGAACCAGGAAGCAAUUGGACAGCAGCACGUGGCUCUUAUCACACAAGAUGGUACCCAACAGGUCAGUAUCUCCCAGGCAGACAUGCAGGCCCUGGGGAACACUAUCACAAUGGUAACACAAGAUGGCACCACCAUCACUGUCCCAGCGCACGAAGCAGUGCUGGCUUCAGGAGGCACACAUUCUGUCACUAUGGUAACUGCAGACGGGACAGAAGGACAAGUUGCUAUAGUGACUCCAGAUUUAGCCACAUUCCAAACGUCCCAGACUGAUAUGACCCAGGAACAUCAUGAGCAUCAUCUGGUAUCGGGCAGCCCUCACCCAGUCACACUUCUGGCAACAUCGAACGGCACUCAGAUCGCAGUUCAGCUGAGUGAACAACCAUCACUGGAAGAAGCCAUUAGAAUAGCCUCAAGAAUACAGCAAGGAGAAAAUCCCGGAAUGGAUGAUUAAUACACAACUUGCAUUGCCUUCCAAUGCUUCCACAAAAAAUGCUAUCAGAGACUGUUCAGGAAGAAGAAAAUUAAAAAAGCAAAAAAUGCAACUAGCUUGCUCACCGCUAUUAAUAUUAAAGGUCAAAACCAUGAAUUUCUCUUGUAGAUUUUGUGUAUAUAUAUUUUAAAUAGGGGGGGGGGGGCAUAAUUGAUCACUUUCCUGUCGAUCGGAAAUGUUCAAUUCUCUAAUCUAGAAGGAUGGAUUAAAUCCCAGAAGUUCUUUAUGAAAAUCGUGCUCUUUUGUAUGCCACAUUGUACUCAGGACAUGAAUGCGUUUGGAGCUACAGAUUUCCACUUUCUUUCAAUUACAUGUUUUGGGAGUUAUAGUCACUGUACUGUGUAUAUAUAACCUGCUAAUGGUUUAAAUUUCUCUAUUUUACAUUUGAUUAUGUAUAAAUUCUUGGUUGUGCAAUAUUAAAGCAGUACAAUCCAU